Messenger RNA from Nematocida parisii ERTm1, 1013 nucleotides. Its product is annotated as pyruvate dehydrogenase subunit beta. Gene Ontology annotation, molecular function: pyruvate dehydrogenase (acetyl-transferring) activity. NCBI's taxonomy places the organism in Eukaryota, Fungi, Microsporidia. The coding region runs from base 1 to 1008 and encodes 335 amino acids. The transcript has a single exon. Gene Ontology annotation, biological process: pyruvate decarboxylation to acetyl-CoA. The record is from RefSeq and is a predicted model, not a curated record.
AUGAAGAGUAAAAUAUCAGAGGUCAUACAGAAAGUGCUUGGACAAGAACUAGAAAGGGAUAAUGACGUAUACAUUAUUGGUGAGGAAGUGGGUGUAUACGGUGGUGCAUAUCAGUGCACAGCAGGUCUUUUAGAUAAAUUCGGGUCAUCCCGUGUGAUUGACACUCCAAUUUCUGAAAUUGGGUUUACAGGUUUAGCUGUGGGAUCUGCCUUUAUGGGGCUUAAACCCGUGUGUGAUUUUAUGUCAUUCAGUUUCGCAUUACAGUCCAUGGACCACAUAAUCAACUCAGCUGCAAAGACUCUUUAUAUGUCAGGCGGAAGAAUAAAGUGUCCGAUCGUAUUCCGUGGUCCAAAUGGGUAUGCGUACGGUGUGGGUGCACAGCAUACGCAGGAUUUCAGUGGAUUCUUCUCAGCCAUACCCGGAUUAAAAGUAGUCAUCCCGUACUCAGCAAGGGACUUUGCUGGCCUGCUCAGGAGUGCCAUACGUGACCCUAACCCAGUGAUUGUCUUAGAGAAUGAAAUACUUUACUCACGUGAGGUGGAGUACUUAGAAUCAGUGUAUGAUACAGAAUUCCUCCUCCCACUGGAUAAGUCCAUUAUUGAAGUGUCUGGUGAUGCAGUGACUGUAGUGGGAGUAGGAAUAACUGUGGGUGUAUGCUUAGAAGCAGAGAAAGUCCUUAAACAACAGAAUAUCUCUGUAGAGGUAAUUAAUGCGAUAUCAAUAAAUCCGUUAGAUAUCCCUACAAUUGAGAAAUCAGUCAGUAAGACCAAGAAACUCCUAAUUGUAGACUACGCCUGGCCUGAGUGUGGCAUUGCCUCUGAAAUAUCUGCAUCUAUUUCUUCUCGUUUAUUUAGUCAUCUUGAUAGUCCUGUUUACACCCUGUGCAGCAAGAAAAUACCCACGCCGUAUGCAGAAGAAUUAGAGAAGUUAAUGUAUCCCAGUGCAGAGGAUGUAGUUUCAUGUGUACAUAUGCUACUAGCAAAAAUGGAGUAUAAGAAUAAAGAAUAACCCAC